Molecule: messenger RNA, 258 nt
Organism: Caenorhabditis remanei
Lineage: Eukaryota; Metazoa; Nematoda; Chromadorea; Rhabditida; Rhabditidae
Exons: 3
Coding region: 1-258 (85 amino acids)
Source: RefSeq, a predicted model, not a curated record
AUGAGAGCUGUGGCGAAAUCGCUGUCAGACUCCCUUUACAGAAAGCAAGUCGAGACGCUGACCAGUCUCCGAACGGGAGCUGUUCACAUAGCAGCUCUCACGACGUCAUUUGCCCGAUCGAGACUGUAUAAAUUAAUGGAAGCUGUUGGUGGAGACAACAUUAUUUAUACUGGUCACAAGAAAGGCCAAAUGUGCAACAAUGUAUUCCCAGGUGGAGAAGGAGUUCACCUUCUCGUUGAUGAAUCAUCUGGUCGAUGA